GUGACGAAAGCUGGGUGGGCUGAAGGGGUAGGACUGUCUCUUCCUCUCCACGCGGUGGACGAGACAGUCGGCCGACACACCUUGUGCUGAGUGAUGCCGGGGAAACUCCUUAGUGACGCGGAUUUGGAGUCAGACGCAGCCAUGGAGCAAGUGGAGAUACCGCGAAAGCAAAGUGAGAAGAAAGGUAGAAAAGAGAAGCCAAAAUCUACUAAGACUCAAGAGGCAGCAGAAGAAAAGGAAGAAACUAUUUCCCCCAAAGCUAAAAAAGUUAAAAAGAAAGCAGGGCCUUCUGAGGUUGACAUGAAUUCUCCUAAAUCCAAAAAGGCAAAAAAGAAAGAUGAGCCAUCUGAGGACGACAUUCUCUCUCCUAAAACCAAAAGUGUGAAAAAAACAAAGGAGCCCUUUGAAAAGCAAGUUGUUUCUCCUAAAACCAAAAAAGUAAUAAAAGAUAAGGAUCCUUCUGAAGAAGAAACAGGUGCUCCUAAGCCCAAGAAAAUGAAGAAAGAAAAGGAAAUGAAUGGAGAAAUUGGAGAGAAAAGCCCCAAACUGAAGAAUGGACUCCCUCAUUCCGGACCUGACUCUGACUCCAGUGAAGCUGCCAGUGAAGAAAGUAACAGUGAGUUAGAGCAGGAAAUACCUGUGGAACAGAAAGAAGGAGCUUUCUCUAAUUUUCCCAUAUCUGAAGAGACUAUUAAACUUCUCAAAGCCCGUGGGGUGACCUUCCUGUUUCCUAUACAAGCGAAGACAUUCCACCAUGUCUAUAGUGGGAAGGACUUAAUUGCACAGGCACGGACAGGAACUGGGAAGACAUUCUCCUUUGCCAUCCCUUUGAUUGAGAAACUUCAGAGAGAACUACAGGACCGGAAGAGAGGCCGUGCCCCUCAGGUACUGGUUCUCGCACCCACAAGGGAGUUAGCAAAUCAAGUAAGCAGAGACUUCAGUGACAUCACAAAGAAGCUGGCAGUGGCUUGUUUUUAUGGUGGGACUCCCUAUGGAGGUCAAAUUGAACGCAUGCGGAAUGGGAUUGAUAUCCUGGUGGGGACGCCAGGUCGUAUCAAAGACCACCUGCAGAAUGGCAAGCUAGAUCUCACCAAACUUAAGCAUGUUGUCCUGGAUGAAGUUGACCAGAUGUUGGACAUGGGGUUUGCUGAUCAAGUGGAAGAGAUUUUAAGUGUGGCAUACAAGAAAGAUUCAGAAGACAAUCCCCAAACAUUGCUUUUUUCUGCAACUUGCCCUCAUUGGGUAUAUAAUGUUGCUAAGAAAUACAUGAAAUCUACAUAUGAACAGGUGGACCUGAUUGGUAAAAAGACUCAGAAAACGGCAAUGACUGUGGAGCAUCUGGCUAUCAAGUGCCACUGGACUCAAAGGGCAGCAGUUAUUGGGGACGUGAUCCGAGUGUACAGUGGUUAUCAAAGACGCACUAUCAUCUUCUGUGAAACCAAGAAAGAAGCCCAGGAGUUGUCACAGAGUGUGUCCAUAAAGCUGGAUGCCCAGUCAUUGCACGGAGACAUUCCACAGAAGCAAAGAGAAAUCACCCUGAAAGGUUUUAGAAAUGGUGAUUUUGGAGUUUUGGUUGCAACCAAUGUUGCUGCACGUGGGUUAGACAUCCCUGAGGUUGAUCUGGUUAUACAAAGUUCUCCACCAAAGGAUGUGGAGUCCUACAUUCAUCGUUCUGGGCGCACGGGUAGAGCUGGAAGGACGGGAAUUUGCAUCUGCUUUUAUCAGCACAAAGAAGAGCAUCAGUUAGCACAAGUGGAGCAAAAAGCGGGAAUUAAAUUUAAACGAAUAGGUGUUCCUUCUGCAACCGAGAUAAUAAAAGCUUCCAGCAAAGACGCCAUCAGGCUUUUGGAUUCUGUGCCUCCCACUGCUAUUAGUCACUUCAAGCAGUCGGCUGAGAAGCUGAUAGAGGAGAAGGGAGCCGUGGAAGCCCUGGCGGCAGCACUGGCCCAUAUUUCUGGUGCCACCUCAGUAGACCAGCGCUCCUUGAUCAACUCGGAUGCGGGCUUUGUGACCAUGAUCUUGCGGUGCUCAAUUGAAAUGCAUAACAUUAGUUAUGCUUGGAAGGAACUUAAAGAGCAGCUGGGAGAGGAUAUUGAUUCCAAAGUGAAGGGAAUGGUCUUUCUCAAAGGGAAGCAGGGUGUUUGCUUUGAUGUCCCUACUGCGGCCGCAGCAGACGUGCAGGAAAAAUGGCAUGAUUCACGGCGCUGGCAGCUCUCUGUGGCCACGGAGCAGCCAGAGCUGGAAGGACCACGGGAAGGCAGUCGAGGCUUCAGGGGACAGCGAGACGGCAGUCGAGGCUUCAGGGGACGGCGGGAAGGCAACAGAGGCUCCAGGGGACAGCGGGAAGGCAACAGAGGCUCCAGGGGACAGCGAUCAGGAGGUGGCAACAAAAGUAACAGAUUCCAAAACAAAGGCCAGAAGCGGAGUUUCAGUAAAGCAUUUGGUCAGUAAUUUGAAGUAGAGAACUUAUCUGGCAAAAACAGAACUAUGUUUGGCAACAUUAUUUUUCAUACAAAGUGAAAAGCACAUUGUGUUUCCUUGCUGACCACUUGCCCAGUCCCCUUCUCUUCCAGAGAGACAAGUUUCAUCUAAAUUAUUUCAUCUGAUUAUUACCAUUUGUUACCUUAUUGCUACUUCUGUAUCAGGUUUUCCUUUUGAAAAGGUGUAUGGAUUCAUUACAUUUUUAUUCUAAUGUGUUGUCUGUACAUUACGAGAUAAAGUCAAGCGUGUGUUUGUCUAGACUUUUCAAGUUGACCUGACUGUGUACGUAAAUGUCUGUUAAUAGUGUCUUUCCCUAAAUGCCUGUGGGGAGUGCCAUAGUGUCUGGAGAGCACUUUGAGCAGUCAAGGCCGUCUUCUGUGUUUGGCAUUCCUCAGCCACCUGCCUAGCAGUUACCCGUGUGGUCCCAUAGCAUGUCUUCUGAGAGUUAAUACUGAACCAAGUUUUGAAGCAAGAUUUCAGAUUUAGCUGGGAUGUAACACAGUUUAUACCAGCAUAUGCUGCAGGUUUGGAGGAUAGUGAUACAUUUGAUAGGAGACAUUGUAAUGGUUAGCAAUCAUUAUGUGCAUUUUGAUACAUUUUUAGCUUCUCAAUAUUAAGAUGAUUCAUCCGUCAGUGAAUUCUUUACAGAUUUUAUAUAUCUAUCAAUAUAUAUGUAAAGAAGUAUUUUA
Equus caballus (horse) is the source of this 3170-nucleotide messenger RNA. It is a transcript of the gene DDX21, whose product is annotated as DExD-box helicase 21. Gene Ontology annotation, molecular function: RNA binding; RNA helicase activity; ATP binding. NCBI's taxonomy places the organism in Eukaryota, Metazoa, Chordata, Mammalia, Perissodactyla, Equidae. The record is from RefSeq and is a predicted model, not a curated record.